UGUUUCGUCUAUGGCAAGAAAGAACCAUAAUACAAAUAUGUAUGUUCAGUUUUUAUAACUGGCCAGGAUGUCGGUAAAUUUUAAUAAUAAUGAGGAGUUGGAGCCUCUCAUACGGUCCAGCCACGGACCUGAUGGACCUCGUCGUUCCGUGUGGCUGGCCGUUGAACUGCCACUUUUUCUAUUGCUAUUCAGUUCAUCUCUCACAGAUACCGUAACAUACAACUUACUUCUAUACCGCACCUGUAUAGUCGAGUUAGAGUACAAUUCAACAGAAUGCGCUCUACUCAACAUUUUAAACAAGACCGGCGAAGCCAAAGACCUGGAGACUGAGGUCCAAUCCGAAGCGUCUAUUCUGGUGACUAUAAUAUCAGUGUUUAGCAGUAUCAUGCCGGCUAUAUUGGCUGUGUUUUUAGGGUCCUGGUCUGAUAAGUAUGGAAGGAAGCCGUUGGUGGUUUGGCCGCUUUUUGGACAGUUCCUAACUGCUGUAUUGACAGUUGUAUUCAGUGCAGUUCAAUAUUUAAGUGCAUAUUGGUUUAUUCUCUGCAUAAUGCCGUUCGCAAUGCUUGGCGGAUUCAGCACAAUCAUGUUGGGAGCUAAUCUGAUCACUACAGAUAUCACUAAUGAAAAGGAUAGAUCCUUCAGGCUGUCACUUAUACAAGGAUGCGGCUUUGCCGGUGUUCUCACAGGAACCAUAGGUUCAAGCUACGUGUACGACUUCAUGGGCUAUGUUCCUUUGUUUACGUUAUCAGCUGCCAUUUAUUUCUUCACAUUGUUAUAUACCGUCGUCUUGGUGGAAGAGACUUUGGUUAUAGCCGAGACAGGAGGUCUUUGCAAAAUCUUCAAUUGUGACCUAAUCAAAGACAUGGGCCGGACAUGUUUCAAGAAGAGAGACCUAAGCAUCACCGCUAUAUUGACCCUCCUCAUUACCGCUUUUGCGAUCACUAUGUUCUGUAUAUUCGGAAUUAGUGCCGUGGACUAUUUAUUCACGAGACAGAAGUUCCAAUGGCUUCUGAAGGAGUAUUCAACAUUCUGUGCUGUUAACAUUAUUAUAGGUCUUAUCGGGAUGUAUAUUGGGAUGUCGUUUUUCCAAUCCUACUGCAAGAUGUCGGAUGGAAUGCUUCUCAUUUUGUCCUACGUGUCGUCCGUUUGCGACGCGACUGUCAGAAGCUUGUCCCAAAAAUCCUGGCACUUGUAUCUCGCGGGAAUGAUGUCCAUACUAGGAAGUUUAUCACCCCCACUAAUCCGGUCCCAGAUCUCCAAAGUGCUGCCAAAAGACGAAGUAGCCAAGAUGUAUUCUCUAGUCAGUUGUGUAGAAGCUGCCAUGCCGAUAUUUGCCCCUGUUCUGUUUAAUUGGGCGUAUUACUGCACAUUAGCAGUGUUUCCCGGGUUUAUUUACGUCAUAUCUGGAGGAUUAUUCACGGUGUGUCUUGUACUUGUAAUAUUCGCAAAUAUUCUUUACUACAGGGUGGUGAAAAAUCGAAGUCAAAUCCCUCCUUGAAGAAGAUGUAUGCAUCAUAAAAACAGUUUACAUAAAUCUCGUAUCCUUAUGAUUAAAUAGGUAAUUUCAACACGAGAAAUCGAUCUAAAAUAGUCGUGUUAAAACUAGUAAGUAGAUAUACUGAAUCAAUUAUGAUAUUAGUACAAAAUUGUCUCAUAAGCCUUAGAGAUUUCAAUUUUCGUUUAUUUUUUAAGAUGGAUAUGAUGGCACAGAUGCUCAUGUGUACCUACUCGUAAAUGUAUGAAUCUUAUAGUUAAUUCAUUUAUCACUUAUAGUUGAUUAGAAUAAGCAAACUGUGAUAUAAAAUCGGUACAUAUCAAGAACCUUAUGUUAUUGGUUAUAAGUAAAGAUUUAAGUAGGUAAGUAAGUAUGUGUAGGUUUAUUGUAAUAUCAUAAUUAUCAUGUAAUGAAACUGACUACUACAAUUGCCACUAUUCGAUAAAAUACUAUAGGUAAAAGCCCCUUACGUAUGUAGUAGUCAACUUAAUUUAUCUAAAGCAUUUUCGUAAACUGAACAUAACUACACGCAAGAGAGGCUUUAACUAAGUUUUUUGCCCAGAGGAAUCUAGUUUUAGGAUAUCGAGUAAGACAACUAAUAUUAUAAAACCAUAAAUGUUUUAAUACAAUCACACAGACAAACAUACACAUUGACUUAAUAUUAUUAUACUUACAAUAACAAUACAAGUAACACCACGUCUAAACCAUAAAAUACAUACAUUAAAAAACUUUGUACAUACGUAAGAUUUUCGACAAAAAAUGUUACGGGGAUCAAAUAUAAAAUACAAGUUGAUAUCUACUUUAUUGUGUGUUGAAAUUGUUUUACAGUAGGUAUGGUAUUUUGUGUGUAAAUGCAUAAAUAUUGUUUAAAUAAUAUUAUUAUUUUCAUACGUAAAAAUAAAUUUACACAUGAAAAUGUAACGGAAUCCUCAUUUACUCCACAUUUACUCAAUAGAUUAAUUUUCGGCAAAUAUUUUUUGUUUAUUUAAAUCUUUAUAUAAUGAAGUAGUAAACAAAAUCCAAGAGCAAUAAGUAAAAACUUAAAAAUAAAUGCGUUUGGUUUAUGUUAGGUACCUUACAUAAACCGAUUAAUUAUUAAUAAAUAAAUGUAAUACCUAUCUAUUAAAGUAACUAUUAAAGGG
Messenger RNA from Cydia fagiglandana, 2637 nucleotides. RefSeq names its product probable peptidoglycan muropeptide transporter SLC46. Gene Ontology annotation, biological process: transmembrane transport. Gene Ontology annotation, cellular component: membrane. Gene Ontology annotation, molecular function: transmembrane transporter activity. The record is from RefSeq and is a predicted model, not a curated record. Lineage: Eukaryota; Metazoa; Arthropoda; Insecta; Lepidoptera; Tortricidae. Bases 68 to 1498 code for a protein of 476 amino acids. The transcript is spliced from 8 exons.